UAAUCCAGGGCUGCAUCUCACCACUGCCCCCUCCCAGAAGCUCAGGAAACCUCGGGAGAUGUUCCCACUGGCGAGUUAUACUCAGCAGCGGCUCCCAAAGGUCAAACCUGAGCAUGCAGAAUUCCGAGGGUGGAUCGGAUUCGCCGGCAUCCGUGGCUCUGCGUCCGUCGGCGGCGGCCCAGCCUGUGCCAGUGUCCCCACAGAGGGUGCUGGUCCAGGCAGCCGGCUCCACUCCCAAAGGGGCCCAGAUGCAGCCUAUCUCCCUUCCUAGAGUCCAGCAGGUGCCACAGCAGGUACAGCCCGUGCAGCACGUGUAUCCGGCCCCGGUGCAGUACGUGGAGGGCGGAGACGCCGUCUACACCAAUGGAGCCAUACGAACAGCCUACGCCUACAACCCUGAGCCGCAGAUGUACGUCCCCAGCAGUGCAGCUUCUUACUUUGAGGCUCCAGGUGGCGCUCAGGUGACCGUGGCAGCCUCGUCCCCAUCAGCAGUUCCCUCCCACAGCAUGGUGGGCAUCACCAUGGACGUCGGGGGGAACCCCAUCGUCUCCAGCGCGGGAGCCUAUCUCAUCCAUGGGGGGAUGGACGGCACCAGGCAUUCCCUGGCACACACCUCCCGGUCCUCACCAGCCACGCUUGAAAUGGCGAUUGAAAACCUCCAAAAAAGCGAAGGAGUCACCUCACACAAAAGCGGUUUACUCAACAGCCAUCUCCAGUGGCUGUUAGAUAACUACGAGACGGCGGAAGGCGUGAGUCUGCCCCGAAGUUCUCUCUACAACCACUACCUUCGUCACUGCCAGGAGCACAAGCUGGACCCGGUGAACGCCGCCUCCUUCGGGAAACUGAUCCGCUCUGUGUUCAUGGGGCUGAGGACGCGGCGGCUGGGCACCAGGGGCAACUCGAAGUAUCAUUACUACGGGAUCCGCCUGAAGCCAGACUCCCCCCUGAACCGGCUGCAGGAGGACACGCAGUACAUGGCCAUGCGACAGCAGCCCAUGCACCAGAAGCCCAGGUACCGGCCAGCCCAGAAGACGGACAGCCUUGGGGACAGUGGCUCCCACAGCAGCCUACACAGCACGCCCGAGCAGGCCAUGGCCGCACAGAGCCAGCACCACCAGCAGUACAUUGAUGUCUCCCAUGUGUUCCCGGAGUUCCCGGCGCCUGACCUGGGCAGCGUCUUGCUGCAAGAGAGCAUCACGCUGCACGACAUCAAGACCCUGCAGCACGCAUACCGACGGCACUGCGAGGCAACCCUCGAUGUCGUGAUGAACCUCCAGUUCCACUACAUCGAGAAGCUGUGGCUCUCCUUCUGGAACGCCAAGGCCUCCUCCAGUGACGGCCCCACCUCCCUGCCUGCCAGCGACGAGGACUCGGAAGGCGCUGUCCUCCCCAAGGACAAGCUCAUCUCUCUGUGCAAAUACGACCCCAUCCUCCAGUGGAUGAGAAGCUGCGACCACGUCCUCUACCAGGCGCUGGUGGAGAUUCUCAUUCCCGACGUGUUGAGACCGGUCCCCAGCACCCUGACACAGGCGAUCCGUAACUUUGCCAAGAGCCUGGAAGGCUGGUUGACAAAUGCCAUGAGCGACUUCCCGCAGCAGGUCAUCCAGACCAAGGUCGGCGUCGUCAGUGCCUUUGCCCAGACUCUGCGGAGAUACACGUCCCUCAACCACCUCGCUCAGGCGGCCCGGGCAGUGCUUCAAAACACGUCCCAGAUCAACCAGAUGCUCAGCGACCUCAACCGCGUGGACUUCGCCAACGUGCAGGAGCAGGCCUCGUGGGUGUGCCAGUGUGAGGAGAGCAUGGUGCAGAGGCUGGAGCAGGACUUCAAGCUGACCCUGCAGCAGCAGAGCUCGCUGGACCAGUGGGCCAGCUGGCUGGACAGCGUGGUCACCCAGGUCCUGAAGCAGCACGCCGGCAGCCCCAGCUUCCCCAAAGCCGCCCGCCAGUUCCUGCUGAAGUGGUCCUUUUACAGCUCCAUGGUGAUCCGGGACUUGACCCUGCGCAGCGCCGCCAGCUUCGGCUCGUUCCACCUCAUCCGGCUGCUCUACGACGAGUACAUGUUCUACCUGGUGGAGCACCGCGUGGCCGAGGCCACCGGAGAGACGCCGAUCGCCGUGAUGGGGGAGUUCAACAAUCUCACCUCCCUGUCGCUGACGCUGAUCAACAAAGAUGGCAUCAGUGACGAGCACCACAGCGGCGAGGCCGACGCAGACGCCCGCGGCCUGGGCGAGCCCCUGGUGAAGCGGGAGCGCAGCGACCCCAACCACGCCCUGCAGGGCAUCUAGCGGCCGGCGGGCGCCUUCCGCGAGGUUCCGGAAGACUCGCCUGGCCGCCCUGGGAACCUGGACUUGACCGGCUCCACCGCCUUCGUGCCUCUCAGAUGAUGCGAUGUUUACUCUGACUCAAGGGGG
Molecule: messenger RNA, 2411 nt
Organism: Carlito syrichta (Philippine tarsier)
Lineage: Eukaryota; Metazoa; Chordata; Mammalia; Primates; Tarsiidae
Gene: RFX2
Product: regulatory factor X2
Exons: 18
Coding region: 114-2285 (723 amino acids)
Biological process (GO): regulation of transcription by RNA polymerase II
Cellular component (GO): nucleus
Molecular function (GO): RNA polymerase II cis-regulatory region sequence-specific DNA binding; DNA-binding transcription factor activity, RNA polymerase II-specific
Source: RefSeq, a predicted model, not a curated record